Molecule: messenger RNA, 907 nt
Organism: Alligator mississippiensis (American alligator)
Lineage: Eukaryota; Metazoa; Chordata; Crocodylia; Alligatoridae
Product: lymphocyte antigen 6E-like
Exons: 3
Coding region: 271-651 (126 amino acids)
Molecular function (GO): acetylcholine receptor inhibitor activity
Source: RefSeq, a predicted model, not a curated record
AGGAGAUCUGGGUCCAAGGGCGAGCGAGAACCCAAGACAACAGGAAACCUCCUUUUUGCUUCAGCCUUCUGCUGUCUUUACAGCUUUUGAGGUCCUGCCAUCAGCUUCUGCCAUUGAAGACUUGGGGUUGCAUCCCCGUUCACCGUGGAAGACCCUGCCAGGAGCGUGAGACUCUGGGCGACAGCUCUGAGGAUCGGUGGGACACACACGCCUCUCCACCCCGGCAAGGCCUUGCUCCAAGGCUGUGCAGGUGGUGAAGACAAAGCAGCGAUGAAGUUUUUGCUGGUUGCUUUGGUGGCCGCAGCCCUGUGGGCAAAGCCAGCUGACUCCUUGACUUGCUAUGUAUGUGAUAAGGAGAAGUCCAACUGGAGUUGUCUCAAGUCGCAGACGUGUGACAAGGAGGACAAGUACUGUGUCACAACGCACUCUACCGUGGGGCUCGGCAAGGACAAAGAGCCCCGCAUUAGCAAGUAUUGCUCUCCCUUGUGUCCCGAAACAAACCUGAACAUCGGCAUCGCCUCCUUUUCUGCCUCCUGCUGCGAGAGCUUCUUGUGCAACCUCAGUGGAGCCAGCAGCGUGAAAACCAGCUACACCGUGAUGGCCGCGGGCAUCCUGGCCAGUCUCCUCUAUGUCCUCAGAGCUGGGCUGUGAAGGUCCAGAAUAAAGGGGAUCCUGUGUAAAGGGAUCUCCAUCCCAUCUCCUCCGUGCAAAGGUUUCCAGGGGGUGAAUCCCCAGCCUCUGCCUGUAAGCUUAUCCUCAUGGCUACCUUGGCCCUCAGGCCAAAAUGAAUGUAUUUACCCCAUUCACCUCCACGUGGUUGCCCCCUUCCCCUUCACUCACCUGCCUUGUUUUCUCCGAGUGUCAUGUGCUGAACAGAAGCUGGACACAAUAAAGAUUUAUUAUUUUU